UUCGAAAGAUAAGCUCGAGCCCCCGCAAGCAAACAAAAACCACCCCACGAACUCCAUCCACACCCCAAUCUCUCUCUAUCAUCGAUGACGUUCUCUUGCGCGCCGACGUUGAAAAGAAGCAGAGAUGACUGUGAAAGGAUGAACUUGGACAUGGCGAAAUGCCUCAUGCUUCUCUCCCAUGGCAUCAACCCAAAUCCUCAAAGAGCGGCUGUGCGUCACGAUGAAGAAAACUUUGAGUGCAAGACGUGCAAUCGCCGGUUCUCUUCAUUCCAGGCGCUCGGCGGCCACCGGGCAAGCCACAAGAAGCCGAAGCUGCUGGAGACGAAGCCAGUAGACAGCACCAAGUUGGCUUUGGGAUCGACAGUGAAGCCCAAGAUGCACGAAUGCUCGAUUUGCGGGAUGAAGUUCUCGCUGGGGCAAGCCUUGGGAGGCCACAUGAGGAGGCACAGGGCUGAACUGAUGAGCGGGAGCAUGAUGAACAUGGAUGAGCUUUUCACGGUUGAUUCGACGAUCCCAGUGUUGAAGAGGUCGAAUAGCAGCAACAAGAGGAUUAUGGGCCUGGACUUGAACUUGACUCCUCUUGAGAAUGACCUCAAGUUCUUGUUUGGCAAGAUGGCUCCGAAGAUAGAUCCCUUGCUCCUGUAAUUAUGAUUCCUCGUUCUCACGUUGUU
Molecule: messenger RNA, 671 nt
Organism: Rhodamnia argentea
Lineage: Eukaryota; Viridiplantae; Streptophyta; Magnoliopsida; Myrtales; Myrtaceae
Product: zinc finger protein ZAT11-like
Exons: 1
Coding region: 85-645 (186 amino acids)
Source: RefSeq, a predicted model, not a curated record